Hyaloperonospora brassicae is the source of this 747-nucleotide messenger RNA. The record is from the annotation of a GenBank genome assembly. NCBI's taxonomy places the organism in Eukaryota, Oomycota, Peronosporomycetes, Peronosporales, Peronosporaceae.
AUGAUGUCCUUCCGCACGUUUCUGCCGCUAUCCCAGCAAAGCUUUGUCGAGAUGCCCCAGUUGCUCGGUCUCAAGCCAAAGCAGCAGCACCAGCAGCACCAGCAGCACCAGCAGCAGCAGUUGAAACCGGUCAACAAGUGUUCGCUUGACUUUAUCCUCUCGAAAGACGAGGCCGUGGCCAAACCAGCUCUCCUGCCUUCAUUUCCAUGGACGUCACCCCAGCGAUCGUCGUCCAACAAGACGUUCGCCCCGAUCCUGGCACCGCCCUCAGGUCCCUGCAAAUUCGCAAAGCGCAGACGUCUGCAGCACAUCAGCGUGUCCAACGGUAGCACGAAAGUCUCCGCGAAUGCUGGAAAGGCCCUUGCAAGUGGUACAGUGGUCAAAAAAGGCAGCAAGUACUGCAUGGUGGACGGCUGCAUGAGCCGGGCCAAGCACGCACGUCGUUGUUGGCGCCACGGUGGCUCGAUCAAGUGCAAGGUCCCGGAUUGUACCAACCGCGCAAAGACCAAAGGCGUUUGCUGGUCGCACGGUGGCGGAACGCUCUGUUCGUUCCGCGACUGCACGACGAUUUCGGUCUCCAAUGGGGUCUGCUGGGCCCAUGGCGGCGGCAAGCGCUGUGCAAUGGACGGAUGUGCACGUCCAGCCUACGAACGGACCGAUCAUUUGUGCACGCUACACUUUGAGGAAAAGCAGUACAGUGCACAGGUUCAAAGCAUCAGCACGCAGUGCCACCAACACCACUGCUAA